GAGCUGCAAGAAAAUGGCAGACAAUAAACUGGAUAAUCAAAGGCUAAGGAAUUUCAAGAAAAAAGGGCGUGAUCUAGAGACUGUGAGACGACAACAGAAUGAGCUGGUUGUGGAACUAAGAAAGAUCAAAAGGGACCAACACUUUUUAAAGCGAAGGAAUGUUCCAAUAGGGGAUGAAGAUACUGAGCUUGAUAGUGACUUUAAAAUCCAGAACUCAUCACUAGAAGAAAUCAUAAGAAAUACUUCCAGCAAUAACCGAGACCUUCAACUCUGUGGGUUGAAAGCUGCCAGAGAACUUAUGUCUAGUAAUUAUGGUCCACCAAUUCAAGAUAUAACCAAAUCUGGAUUUUUUCCAAUUCUGGUGCACUUUAUACAACAGGACAACAACCAUGUGUUACAGCUAGAGGCAGCGUGGACUUUAGCAAACAUAGCUUAUGGUCCCGCUGAAAACACAGAAGCUGUGAUUACGGCAAAUGUGGUCCCAUCUGUCCUGAAGUUGCUGGACUCCACGUAUGAGGAAGUUGCUGAACAGGCGCUUCUGACCAUCGGCAACAUCAUCAGUGAUGGGCCUAAAUUUAGAGAUUAUAUUAUUGGCCUGGGGUUGAUAAAGCCGCUACUUUCAUGCAUCAACCCUUCCAAGUCCCUCAGUUUUGUUCGCACAGUCACAUGGGUAAUUCUAAAUAUCUGCCGACGGAAGGACCCUUCCUUAUCCCAAAAUGUUGUACAGGAAAUCCUUCCAGAGUUGUGUGCUCUUAUCCACCACUCUGAUACUGCUAUCUUGAUAGACACGGUUUUGAUAUUUUCCUACAUAACAGAUGGUGAUAAUGAACAAAUCCAGAUGAUUAUAGAUUCAGGAGUAGUUCCUUACUUGGUGCCGCUUUUCAGCCACCAGGAUAUCAGUGUUCAGACUGGAGCAUUGCGAGCCGCAGGAAAUAUUGUAACGGGCACUGAUGAGCAAGCACAAGUAGUCCUGAAUUGUGGAGCUCUUUCUCACUUCCAAGCAUUACUCACUCAUCCGAACACAAAAGUCAAUAAGGACGCAGCAUGGUUUCUGUCCAAUGUGACUGCCGGGAACCAGCAACAAGAAGAAGCCGUGAUCAAUGCUAACCUUAUUCCUCUCAUUAUAAAUCUCAUGGACAAAAGUGAUUUUGCUGUUCAGAAAGAAACUGCUUGGCUGAUAGCGAAUCUAACUAAUUCUGGCCAAAAAGAUCAGAUUGAUUAUCUGGUCCACCAGAAUGUGAUAUUUCCAUUCUGUAGCCUGCUUACAAUGGUGGACCCACAGAUAAUUUUAGUGGUACUCGAGGGAAUAAGUAACAUCCUUAAUACAGCGACCGAUAAAACGAAACUCAUAGCACACCAGAUUGAAGAAUGCGGAGGUUUGCAAAUGAUUGACCAGCUCCAACUCCAUGAAAACGAGGAUAUCUAUAGGAUGGCCUAUGACAUCCUUGAUCAGUUGACAUCAGAUGAAAAUGAAGAGUCUACCCCGGCCCCAGAAGCAAUGCAAGAUGACAAACCUGUUUUCAGUUCUUCAACAGACAACCCAGAAAAUGGCACUCAAUUCUAA
This is a messenger RNA of Callorhinchus milii (elephant shark), 1564 nucleotides long. RefSeq names its product importin subunit alpha-3-like. Bases 14 to 1564 code for a protein of 516 amino acids. NCBI's taxonomy places the organism in Eukaryota, Metazoa, Chordata, Chondrichthyes, Chimaeriformes, Callorhinchidae. Gene Ontology annotation, biological process: NLS-bearing protein import into nucleus. The transcript has a single exon. The record is from RefSeq and is a predicted model, not a curated record. Gene Ontology annotation, cellular component: nucleus; nucleoplasm; cytoplasm. Gene Ontology annotation, molecular function: nuclear import signal receptor activity; protein binding.